AACGGCAUUCGAUGUGAAAACCCAGAGUAAGUAUUUCACACAUCAUGUUGAACCUUUGCGACACGACACGCGAAAUGAAGUGAAAAAUACUUUUAACCACGGUAAAGCAAGCCUCUGCAUAUUUUAUCACAUUCACUGUUUAUUGUUAAUUAUUUAUCCAUAAUUUAAAAUGAGCGAAACCGUCAGUGCGGCGCCGGCGAAUACAUCCGCUGUCAGUCUGAACAGCAACAACCAAUCGGAUGCACCGAUUCGACGCGUUGUAGUCCACCCGGAUGGCGCUGUUAUUCAUCGCACAUGGACGAAGCCGCUGCAUCCCGGAAUUCACCAUGUGCGCUUCACUAACUUUUACCAACAGUACUACACGGGAUCGUUACGAAUCGGCAUCAGUGGACCGGCGGCGUUCAACGAGGUCAUCGAGACUUCCACGUUACUCAUCGAUGAGGACCGGCAGACCCGGGUCGGGAAUGCGACGAGUGGAACCGACGCCGAAUCCGAAGCAGCCGAAAAUUCCGCUAGCAGUGUCGGUGACAGCCGCCUAGGAUUGCUCCAUAAGCAAAAAGCAGAACACGAGCUUCAACUGGAGUUUUUGAAGAAACGGUUGGAAAGUUGGGAAGCAUACCGACAACUCGUGAUUGGUAAAACGCAGUGCCCACCGGGCAAUAUUUUCAAAGAGGGUGCCUUCACCGACCUCUACGAUUUCUUUUGGAAAUACGAAGGCGAAUUUAUCCGGUUGCGCAAUGUCAUCCAACAAACCGAACGGACACUGCGCUCGGUGCAGGCCGCUAUCCAGCGACAGCAGACCGGAAUCGGACCACUGUUUUCCAAAGUCAGUGACAUCCGAGUAGUGAUACUCGUGGCCGAUAUACCUGACCGCAUCAGUCCAGUGUCACUGGACAUAUCAUAUGCCGUACGGGAAGCAGCGUGGAGUCCCAAGUACGAUUUGCGCUUUGCCGACAAAGCAGUUCAGCUGUCGUACUUCGGAUGCAUAAGCCAGUGGAGCGGAGAAGACUGGACGGAUGUAGAAAUGGCUGUUUCCAGUCGCAGCUACCGGUGGUCCAGUUUGAAUGGGAGCUUGUUGGAGCCGGAUCUGCCAGUAACUGUGACCAAUGUCGACGGACAAACGCCGAACUACAAAACACAAUUUGUUAGGGAGGUUGUGCAGCUACCGUCAGCGGAAAAUCCACAUAAUGCGAAAGCGAGCGACACUAUUCGAGAGAUGGCGUACGGCGAUUUUACCGUCCAAUUACCGGAAGCCGUAUCACUGUCGCAUGGGAAAUCCACACUGCAAGUCUCUUUAGCCAAAGCCCUGCAAUUGACCUGCGAAUAUCGCUACAAAUGCGAGCCGGGUCGGGAUGGACAUGUGUAUCGCAAAGCCCUCAUCAGUAAUAAUUCUAGUUUUAUUCUGACACCUGGACCAUGUUCUAUUUACACUGAUGGACAAUUUGCGGAAAUUGACUGCCAUGGGGGCAAGCGACUAAGCAACGAUGUUGCUCCUAUGGAGACGAUUAACAUUUCGCUAGGCAUCGACGAAUCCGUUGUAGUUACACCCAAGAUUCCGGUGAAGGUCACGAAGCCGUUAACUGGAGUCAAUGCCGCCAGUGAUGCUAAUUUCAAUGCGGAAGCCGAAUUCACCCAGGAAUACGAUGUGAAAAAUACGAAAAAACUUCCGGUAUCGGUUACAUUUGUGACGACGUUUCCUACUAGCAAUAAUCCUAGAUUCAAGGUGACCCCGAUGCACCCUCCAGUAUCCGGAAGGCCUGCACUGCCGGUUGCAACCAAAAAGGACAGCGGUGCUGCAGUCAGUUACAAAACCAACCAAGGCAAACAGCAGGUCGACAUUCCGGCCGCAACAACAAGGAGCAUUCGCAGCAUUUACAAAAUGGAAUAUCCGCAUAAUAUUCCUUUGCAAUAAAAAACUAUUUUGUUACUUCGUCGAUUAAUGAAGGCGAAACACCCAACUGCAAAACAUAGACAGUGUUUGCGCGGUGCGAUGCGUCUAAACUCUAAACGUUGUUCGAACAGAAGUACGUACUUAUCGACAAAAAAUUUUUACGUGCAUUUCGUAAAUCUUGCAUUUUUUAACUGCAUUUCGUUCGAUGUAAAACCGCUCAAUUGGUUUAGUUUAAAUUACAAGUGAAGCUAUUCGUUAGUAAGAUCAUAAUAAUUGAAUAUAGAAUAACGAUUGUUAUAACAUAAAAGUUUACGAGAAAGAGGAUUGUUGCCAUUUGCCAAAUGGCAGUGUUAAUUUAAUGACAAUAAACAAUGGGCAAUAAGAAAAAACGAUAAUUCGUACCCUACUACCCUUGUGUAAAACUCGAUAAUUCGUACCCUUGUGUUAUGUGAAUAAUACUGUAUUUUAGUAACUAACUAACCAUUAAACAUACAGAGUACGUGGUUAUUAUGUGGCACUUAAAAGGACUGCUAAUGAAAAAGUAUAUUUUUGAAAAUUUGAAAAAAAUUCUUACAUUUUUUUUCUGGAAAGUUUCUAACUUAAAAAAGC
This is a messenger RNA of Paramacrobiotus metropolitanus, 2500 nucleotides long. RefSeq names its product protein F37C4.5-like. The transcript is spliced from 9 exons. The record is from RefSeq and is a predicted model, not a curated record. NCBI's taxonomy places the organism in Eukaryota, Metazoa, Tardigrada, Eutardigrada, Parachela, Macrobiotidae. Bases 170 to 1912 code for a protein of 580 amino acids.